AUGGCCUCCUCUCCACCCACCACCCUCACCCCCCCAGAUCCCUCCCUGGCCACCGACCCCCCCAUUCCUGCCCUCCGUCCGAACUCCCCUGCAGAUCCAGAUCCAAGACUGCUGGUUGCCGGUGCUACUGUUGGUGACGGGGCUUCUCUCUCGCGCUCCGAGGGAUGCCAUGGGCUCCUCCCUCCACUCAAGUUGCUGCCCCCUUCAGAUCGACUCCCCCCGAACUUCAGGCCACAAAUCGUGUCUGAUGCAUCGCAGGCUCCGGCGGAGAAGGGGUGGGUGGAGGUCGGGGGCCGGCAUCGCCCGAGGUUGGAGAAGCCAUCUGCCCUGCCCCGUAAGAAGAAGGACGACCACUCCCUCGCAUUCAAGCAGAGAUCUUACGGACUCUGCUUCCGUUGCUUGGCGGAGGACCACUUUGUCGCCGAUUGCCGAGGCCCUGUCACCUGCCUGGGUUGCGGCCACUCUAGCCAUCGCAAGCGUGACUGUCUGGGCCGCCUUCCUGCCAGUCAAGGUCGCCUCCGCCGCUCCAUGUUGCCGCCAUAUGCUCCUGGACUCCCCAACCAUGAGCCCCCAACUUCUUCACAACAGUUGCAGCAGCGCUCGUGGGCCGCCGUGGUUGCUUCUCCGAUGGGGCUCGUUCAGGAGGCCCUUUGUAGCAACUCCGGUGUCUCUUGGUCAGGUCUGUCCGAUCCCGGCAAGACUACCUUUGCUGUUGAUCUGGGGCUGCUACAACCCCUUUUUGCAGCACAGACCAAGACGUUGCGCGCUGAACUGCAGGCCCUGGUUACCGCCCGUGUGGAGGAGGUCGUUCAACCUCUCCGCGACAUGGCGGUCACUUUGCAGGGAUGGGCGGCUUGGGUCUCAGGCCUCUUGGAGCGGCUGGAGGAUACCAGUGAUGCGGGUGUGGCCGGUUGCUCAUCCGAGGUACUGGCUACUGUGGCUCUACCUGUAGAUGUUCCUCCUCCUUCGGAUCUAGCUCUGCACAGGAUGGUGACUCAAGGUGAGGAGGCACAAGCUAAGGUUGCUGAGAAAGUCAGAGGGACCGAUGAUAUGGAGCGGACUGAGGUGUCCUUACCCGUUGGCUUGGUUGGAGAGGUGCCGCCCUUGGUCUCCUCUCCAGGGAUGACUGCCUCAGAGGGUAGUAGAAUUUAG
Molecule: messenger RNA, 1152 nt
Organism: Triticum turgidum subsp. durum (durum wheat)
Lineage: Eukaryota; Viridiplantae; Streptophyta; Magnoliopsida; Poales; Poaceae
Source: the annotation of a GenBank genome assembly